Molecule: messenger RNA, 3337 nt
Organism: Aspergillus welwitschiae
Lineage: Eukaryota; Fungi; Ascomycota; Eurotiomycetes; Eurotiales; Aspergillaceae
Product: putative nicotinamide nucleotide transhydrogenase
Exons: 19
Coding region: 1-3207 (1068 amino acids)
Biological process (GO): NADPH regeneration; proton transmembrane transport
Cellular component (GO): mitochondrial inner membrane
Molecular function (GO): NAD binding; NADP binding
Source: RefSeq, a predicted model, not a curated record
AUGGGUGUACCGCUGUUUCUGCGCUCGGCGCUGUUGCCAUGCCGAGCAGUUCCUGGAGCCUAUCCACGGGAAUCACGCUCUAUCGUUGAGACCACUUUGGUGCAACUGCGAUGCGUUGGAACGCCAUUGUUAGCCACCCGAUACAACUGCGUUGAACAGCUGCCGCUUUCAAGGUCGUCUCAGAAACGCAGAAGGUACGCUACCGCUGCAUCCGCAUCAACGCCCGUCCCCGUCGUACCUUAUUCUGCCUUGACCGUUGGCGUGCCUCGUGAAACGUACCCGAACGAACGUCGUGUUGCCGUGACGCCUCAGAAUGUCUCCCUGUUGCUCAAGAAAGGAUUCUCGCGAGUGCUGGUUGAACGCGGUGCUGGAGAGGAAGCAAAGUUACACGAUCAAGUGUACGAACAAGCUGGAGCAACACUAGUCGAUCGGGAUUCCAUAUGGUCUCAGAGCAACAUCAUCUUGAAGGUCCGCAGUCCUCAGCAGCAAGGUUCCAUCGACGAAAUCGGAGCACUUCGCCAGGGAAGCACGAUCAUUUCGUUCCUGUACCCGGCCCAAAGCAAGCCAUUGGUCGAGAGACUUGCUUCGCGUGGCGUCACAUCUUUUGCCAUGGACAUGAUACCAAGAAUAUCUCGCGCACAAACAUACGAUGCUCUUAGCUCUAUGGCUAAUAUUGCUGGGUAUAAAGCUGUUUUGGAAGCAUCCAAUCACUUCGGCCGGUUUCUGACGGGCCAGGUUACUGCCGCUGGCAAAGUUCUGGUUAUUGGAGCUGGCGUGGCUGGUUUGAGCGCAAUCGCAUCCGCUCGUCGCUUGGGAGCUAUUGUUAGAGGCUUUGAUACCCGUUCUGCUGCUCGUGAACAAGUUCAGUCCCUAGGUGCCGAGUUUAUAGAGGUAGACAUCCAAGAGGAGGGCUCAGGCCAGGGCGGAUAUGCCAAAGAGAUGUCGAAGGAAUUUAUCGAAGCGGAGAUGAAGCUUUUCAUGGAACAAUGUCGGGAAGUGGAUAUCAUUAUCACCACUGCUCUCAUUCCUGGAAGGCCUGCACCUAAGCUCAUAACGAAAGAGAUGGUUGCUGCCAUGAAACCCGGAUCUGUCAUCGUCGAUCUUGCCGCGGAAGCAGGUGGGAACUGCGAAGCAACUGUUCCUGGCGGAUUGUCUAAGUUUGAAGACGUGACGGUUAUCGGAUAUACUGACUUACCAUCACGCCUCCCCACCCAAUCAUCUACAUUGUAUUCGAACAACAUUAUCAAAUUCCUCCUAUCUAUGUCUCCCCAAGAGAAAUCCUUCGGCAUUGAUCUGAUGGAUGAAGUCGUUCGCGGUUCUAUUGUUACACACGAUGGAAAGAUAAUCCCGCCAGCCCCACGGCCAGUACCACCUCCUGCACCUAAGCAAGAGAUCCCUACGCCUGCCAAAGAACAAGCAGAAUUGGCACUAUCGCCUUGGAAAAAAGCUACGCGUGAUGUUGCGACCACUACUGCUGGCAUGGGGACUGCUCUUGCUCUGGGAAAGGCUACAGGACCUGUUUUCAUGAGCAACAUGUUGACAUUUGGUCUUGCUGGCCUGGUCGGCUAUCGUGCAGUGUGGGGUGUUGCGCCGGCUCUUCAUUCCCCCUUAAUGAGCGUUACCAAUGCGAUUUCUGGUAUGGUCGGAAUCGGCGGUUUCUUCAUAAUGGGCGGAGGCUACGUACCCAGCACGAUACCCGAAGCCCUGGGUGCUACUUCAGUUCUACUAGCAUUCAUGAAUGUAUCAGGUGGAUUUGUGAUCACCAAACGCAUGUUGGACAUGUUCAAGCGUCCGACUGAUCCGCCUGAAUACCCUUGGCUUUAUGCUAUCCCAGCUGUGCUGUUUGGCGGGGGCUUCCUUGCUGCUGCCAGCACUGGAAUGGCGGGGCUUGUACAAGCAGGUUAUCUUGUCAGCAGUGUCCUCUGUAUUGCCUCGAUCUCGGGUCUUGCUUCCCAGCAAACUGCUAGGCCUGUAGGGUUCUCGCCUGAAGUCUUAACCCAAUUCGGCGCGGUGGCUGGCUUAGGCUCUGUCGCUGGAGCACUGAUAGGACGACGAAUCACACCAACUGGACUCCCUCAGACUGUUGCUGCUCUCCAUUCUGUGGUUGGGCUCGCGGCCGUCCUUACAAGCAUAGGGAGUGUAGUGGCUGACAUUUCUCACGUAUCGACAUUGCACAUGGUGACGGCAUAUCUGGGUGUUCUAAUUGGCGGUGUUACCUUUACUGGCUCUAUUGUGGCUUUCCUGAAGCUUGCAGGACGUAUAUCAUCACGGCCUAUGUUACUACCUGGUAGACACUUGAUCAACACAAGUCUGCUUGGAAGUAAUGUGGCCACGAUGGGAGCCUUUGUCACCAUGGCACCUGGAUCCCCAGCAAUUGCAGCGACAUGCUUAGGCGCAAAUACCCUGCUCAGUUUUUUGAAAGGCUAUACUACGACCGCUGCCAUUGGUGGAGCUGAUAUGCCUGUGGUGAUCACCGUUUUGAAUGCAUACUCUGGAUUUGCUCUGGUUGCCGAAGGUUUUAUGCUCAAUAACCCCCUUCUCACCAGUGUAGGCUCUUUGAUUGGAGUCAGCGGUUCAAUUCUGUCCUACAUCAUGUGCGUCGCUAUGAACCGCUCCCUUACCAACGUCCUGUUCGGUGGCAUUGCAGCUCCUCAACAAGCAAAGAAGAUCGAAGGCGAGGUAGUCCAGGCAACUGUCGACGAUACGGUGGAAGCAUUGUCAAAUGCAGAAAGCGUCAUAAUAGUCGUUGGAUAUGGCAUGGCUGUGGCGAAGGCGCAGUAUGCACUGGCCGAGAUUGUGCGCAUGCUGCGUGCCAAAGGUGUCACCGUGCGAUUUGCCAUUCAUCCUGUUGCAGGCAGGAUGCCGGGUCAAUGCAACGUCCUUUUGGCAGAGGCAUCUGUUCCUUAUGACAUCGUUCUCGAAAUGGAUGAGAUUAACGAUGACUUUCCGGAUACUGACGUAACCCUCGUCAUCGGUGCAAAUGACACGGUCAAUCCAAUCGCCCUGGAGCCUGACUCGCCGAUCUCAGGUAUGCCCGUGCUACAUGCGUGGAAGAGCAAGGAGGUUGUUGUGAUGAAGCGCAGCAUGUCCAGCGGAUACGCCGACGUCCCGAAUCCGAUGUUCUACAUGCCUGGAACGAGGAUGCUUUUUGGAGAUGCCAAGACCUCUUGCGAUGCUAUCACAUCUGCCCUCGAAGCGCGUAAAUAGUUGCUACUAGUUUCUUGGAUUUAUUCGUUCAAGUCGCACAUUGGAGGAACGUUGGAUAAUUUGGUAUGCUUCUAGUUAUAUUCGAGUCCAUAAUACAUUCGAUAUGAGCAAAUACAAGGCCAAUUCUCAG